Molecule: messenger RNA, 2594 nt
Organism: Phragmites australis (common reed)
Lineage: Eukaryota; Viridiplantae; Streptophyta; Magnoliopsida; Poales; Poaceae
Product: protein S40-7-like
Exons: 1
Coding region: 156-899 (247 amino acids)
Source: RefSeq, a predicted model, not a curated record
UCUUCCCUUCCUUUCCCCAACCAAGUCGCCCGCCCGCCCGCCGCUGGGAGCCGGGACGAGCCCGCGGGGUCCCGAUUCAGCCCGCAUCCGCAUGCUCCCGCGGCCGCGCGCCGCCUCCUGAGCCCCGGACCCAGAGCCGGAGCGUGCGGCCGUCCAUGGAAGAGUACCGGCCGCGCCGGUCGCCGGCCGGCGAGCGAUUCAUCGGGAUGUUCUCGUCGCCGUCGCCCUCGUCUUCGCCGACGGAGCCCUCGUUCGUCGCCGGGGACGAGCUCCACGAGGAUGACUUCCUCUUCUCGUCGACGGACGUGCCGCCGCAGCUCGACUGGCCCAGGAGCCCGGGCCGGGGAGUGACGCAGGGGCACCUCGGCCUCCUCGCCGCGCUGGCGCUGCACGAGGGGGACAUGAGACUCCUGGUCCGAGGCGGUGGGGGAGGGGGAGGGGCUGCCGCGGCCGCUGCCAACGCGGGAACGCUGCUCCGGCGCAAGGCAACCAUCGCGGCCGCCGCCGCCUCGGCCUCGGCGGCGUCCGGGAGUGGGAGCUCGCUGUCGCCCACCCAGUCCCCGACUUCUUCCGCGCGGGCCAUCCCGGCAACCGCGAAGCCGAAGAACGCGGGCCCUGCUCCGCCGUACCACCAGUCGGCGCCCGUGAAGGUGCCCGUCCGGCCGCCCCGGAAGCCGGCGAUGGGCCGGUGGGGCGAAUUCGACGAUGACGACGACGACUUCCGGCGCGGCGACGCCGCCAUGUUACCCCCGCACGAGAUGGUCGCCCGCGCAUCCGCUGGUGGGGCCGGGCCCGCCGCGCCCUUCUCCAUGCUCGAGGGCGCCGGGCGCACGCUCAAGGGCCGAGACCUGCGCCGGGUGCGCGACGCCGUGCUUCGACAAACCGGCUUCCUAGACUGAAUCAGCAAGGUGAUGUGGCUCUGGCCUUUUGUUCAGCUCCGCAUGCUCAGAGUCAUAGAUGGGUUACAUUAUUAGUAUAAUUCAAGUGGGGUUCUUGGUGUAGAUCGAGAGGCAAAGCGAGAUGGUCAAGUAACAGGUUGAGUUUUUGAUGCAACUGCUUGCAAUUUUGGUGUCCUUGGAUGUGUGCGUGUGAUAUUAGUAUAUUACUGUAAGCUUCAGCAAUAAUAAGAACUGAUGUUUUGUGUCUGGGUCUCUGGGAGCUCUCUGUAAUUCAGGAGGAAAGAGAUUUUUUUUGUCAAGAUUGUUUGUUGGGCGUACCUAUCAUGAUGAUCGUCGAGACCAAUGCUCGUUCACUCCUGGUGACAAUUUUGUUAUUUUUGCUUCUUAGCCUCUUUAUAUCACCAAAUUGCCGUUGGUGAUGGAAAGGUGCAAUUUCUCUGUGCUGGUUGCCUGAUGUGCAUUCUUGAUUGAAUCUUCUUACUUCUGAGAGAAGUGCAAAAUUAUUUGAAUCACCAAUAUGCUCUCGUUCCCUAGAGAACUGAUAAUGCUUUCAAACGUGUAUCUGAGGCGUAUGUGGGUUUGUGUCAUGGCAUCUGAAUUGGAAGCAAUGUAUCAACUCAUUCACUAAUGCUCAUGGUUUAUUUCCUGGGAAAGAUUGGUAGUUGGUACUUGAGCUCUUUUGGCACAAGCAGCUGCAGGAACUGAGCUUGUUAUUUCGAACUUACGUUAGUACUUCUCUAUGCUUCAGUUUGUAACAUUUUUGAAAACGUCACCAGUUUGGUGUUAACAAUGAAACUGCUUGUCAUGUUCUUGUCUAGGAAAUUGCUUGGCAUGUUCAGUUUCAGUAGUUUCGGCACUCUAAUGACAAUCAGUUGUUGAACAAAUGGGAUAGGUACCAGCAACUUAUUUGAAUCAUGCAUUGCUGCAAUUUUCAUUUAGGGGCCGUUUGGUAGAGCUCUUCAAUCUCCUGAUUCUGUGAUGGAAGUCAUUCUGUGAUAGAAGUAGAUUAUAUGGUGAAAGUGAUUCCGUUUAUGAAAUCGUUUAGUAUGUUAAUGGUGGAAGUGAUUCUUGAAAGAAUAUUGUGUUGAAAUUGAGGAGAAUUAGCCGGGAAUCGGUGGAAGCUAGAUUUUUCGGCUCCCACCUCGCAGUACAAAACGUGGGAGUGAUUCUCUCUGAUUCUGGUGCGGAAUCGAUUCACCAACAUGGCGUUUGGUAGCGCUCCCGCCGAUUCUGGGGCAGAAUCAGCUCCCAGAGCGCUACCAAACGGCACCUUAGUGUAUACGUACUUCUGCCUUGUUGUAGCACACAAUGCUGAAAGAUGCUAGGUGUACUACUAGUGCUACUAGAACGUAUAAUCUUUCUUCAGUGCUUAAUGAUUUUCUGCCUGCACUUUAGCGUUUGUAUCUUCUAGACUUCUAAUGUGGUAUAUUUCAGUGGCUUUAGGUCUGUGGCUGUUGUAGAUCCUCUGCAUCGAUGCAGGGUUAUGAAAGCUGGAAAUUUUUGGAUGCCCUCAACAAUUGAGUUCCUUUUAUUUGAUCAGCAAGCUACAUGCAUCAUUGUUCGGAACUUGUAUGGUUUUGGAAAUAUGAAACCAGGUGCUUGCAGCUAGGGGAACUGUGCAAACAUGAAGACAAUUACAUUGAAUCACCGGUACUUCACGUGAUGUUUAUUAUGAAUCGGUUAGCCUUUUGAAUU